ACAAAGAUUUUCUUAUAUGAUUCUUUAAAUACAUUAAUUGUUCUUAUAAUAUUUCAAAUAUUAUCCACUGUUAAUACUGACAAAUAUUAAACAUGUUCAUGAUUCAUACUUCCUUGUUGUCAGCCCUGAUUCAUAGGACCAUGGUUGACCGAUUGGUAAAUAGCGAGGCUAAUGCCAGGCGUAUUGCUAUGGUCGAAAACUGCUUUGGCAGUUCUGGCCAGCCACUUGCAGUACCUGGAAGAGUUUUAGUUGGAGAAGGUGUAUUAACCAAAAUGUGUAGAAAAAAGCCUAAGCCUAGGCAAUUCUUUUUAUUUAAUGAUAUAUUGGUUUAUGGAAACAUUGUAAUGAACAAGAAAAAGUACAACAAACAACAUAUUAUACCACUUGAGGAAGUCAAACUUGAAUCUUUAGCUGAUGAUGGUCAAUAUCGCAAUGGCUGGCUCAUAAAGACAGUAACAAAGUCAUUUGCUGUUUAUGCUGCCACUCCAACAGAGAAACAAGAAUGGAUGGCUCAUAUUACAAAAUGUAUUGAAGACUUAUUAAGAAAAAGUGGUAAGAAACCAGUUGAAGUUCAUGCAGCUGUUUGGGUUCCAGAUAACGAAGCUACAAUUUGUAUGCAUUGUAAUAAGACACAAUUUACAGUUUUAAAUAGACGGCAUCAUUGUAGGCAAUGUGGAGCUGUUGUAUGUGGGCCUUGCAGCAAUAAGAAGUUAUUAUUGCCUGGACAAGGAAACGGAAAAGCAGUUAGAGUUUGUUUACAAUGUUAUGAUGCAGCUAGUAAAGUAAAAGCAUCAUCUCCUUCUGCUGUUGAUAACCUAAAUAACAAAGAUCAACAACGUAAUUCUGUAGAUAGUUCAGGAGGUGAUAGUUCUGGUGAUGAUGAUGAUGGAAAUAAAGAAGAAAAUCAUGAUCAUGAGCCUAAAUUUUAUUCUACACUUGCCCGAUGAAGUUAAUUACAUCACAUUACUAUGAACAGCAAUACAAACGGGAACAUUAUUCAGAACUAUAUUUUUAAAAGUUAAUAACAUUAAAUUGUCAAUAAUAUUACAACUAAUAGUAAUUUAAAGUUUGUUGAAAUUACUCUUAAAUUAUAUUUAUACAAAAAACAUGUCUGUGUGUAUAAAGAAUUCAAAUAAUUUUAUAUUAAAUUUAAAAAAUUUAUAUCUUUGAUAUAUAUAUGUAAUUUACGUGAAUGACUUCGGAGGUAUCUUCGACAUUAAAAGUUAUAUAGUUACACAGGCAUUUAAAGAUAGAGAAGACUAUUUUUUUAACUCUGUAUUUUAUAAAAUUUUAACCAUUUAUACUUGUAUUAUCUUGUUAUAUUGUACUAUUUUGCUAUUUACUCUCAGUAGAUUCUAAUUUCCGUUAAUAUAAUAUUUUAAGAAUAUAUGCCACAUUGUGCCUUUCUAAAUAGAACACUUGUCUUUUCUAUUGUUUGUAAGCAAUUGAUACUAAUCUAAUGUUAAUUUCAAAAAGAAAAAGUACAUUGUAAUAAAUUUUUAAAUGUAUAAAACUAAAACUAUUCGGUUGUGUGUUUAUAUUAUAAGAUUAAAUGGAAUCUUUACGAAAUAUCAUAUAUUUACAACAAAUAAAAUUUAAUAACAUAA
Bombus huntii is the source of this 1607-nucleotide messenger RNA. RefSeq names its product pleckstrin homology domain-containing family F member 2 (gene rush). Gene Ontology annotation, molecular function: phosphatidylinositol binding; metal ion binding. Gene Ontology annotation, cellular component: early endosome. The record is from RefSeq and is a predicted model, not a curated record. Lineage: Eukaryota; Metazoa; Arthropoda; Insecta; Hymenoptera; Apidae. The transcript has 8 exons. The coding region runs from base 93 to 947 and encodes 284 amino acids.